ACCUGGACAACACAAUUCCAAAAGCAAAAGAUGUUUCUCUAUACACACUAGAGAACUAUAAUAAAAUAAUAAGAUACAAAUGCACAUACUACUGCUUAGAAAUACCUAUAAUGUUGAGCUUGAUUUUAUGCGGAAAAGAUAAUGAGCCUACUUUCGAGCGCAUCAGAGAUAUAGUCCGCGACGUGGGCGCAUUGUACCAAAUGAUGAAUGAUUACACAGACUUAACCAAUGUGGAGUCUAAAGCAGGCAAAACUAGUAGCGACAUACAAGAAGGUAAGUGCACUUUUUACGCCGUGAACACUAUGCUGCGAGCAACACCCGAACAGAAGGAAAUAUUCAAAGCGUCGUAUGGCAGCUGGGAUCCCGAAGAUGUUAAACGUAUAAGAAAACUAUAUAAAGAUUUAGAUUUAAUUUCCUACUACAAGGAACAACAUAAUUCUAAAUACAAGCAGUUUAUGAAAAAUCUCGAUGAGCUACCAUCAGACGAUCUCUUGACACCUGAAUUGUUCCUCAAAAUGAUGGAAGCUUCAAACCUGAACAACUGGGAAAUAUACUAAGCUUCAAGAAAAUUUAGUCACGUUAUGUUAAUAAUAACUCAAC
This is a messenger RNA of Papilio polytes (common Mormon), 600 nucleotides long. RefSeq names its product farnesyl pyrophosphate synthase-like. The record is from RefSeq and is a predicted model, not a curated record. Gene Ontology annotation, cellular component: cytoplasm. Gene Ontology annotation, biological process: trans, trans-farnesyl diphosphate biosynthetic process. The coding region runs from base 111 to 557 and encodes 148 amino acids. The transcript is spliced from 2 exons. NCBI's taxonomy places the organism in Eukaryota, Metazoa, Arthropoda, Insecta, Lepidoptera, Papilionidae. Gene Ontology annotation, molecular function: (2E,6E)-farnesyl diphosphate synthase activity; dimethylallyltranstransferase activity.